Molecule: messenger RNA, 6489 nt
Organism: Monopterus albus (swamp eel)
Lineage: Eukaryota; Metazoa; Chordata; Actinopteri; Synbranchiformes; Synbranchidae
Gene: tncb
Product: tenascin Cb
Exons: 22
Coding region: 437-5245 (1602 amino acids)
Biological process (GO): neuron projection development; regulation of cell adhesion
Molecular function (GO): protein binding
Source: RefSeq, a predicted model, not a curated record
GAAUGAGUGGGGGGCAUUUAGAAGAGCAGUAGGUGGGAGUGGAGUCUGACCGCAGAGGGUCUACUGUUUAAGAGAAAGGGACUUCUCUUUUUCACUCUCUCUCUCUCUCCGUCGCACUCCAUCUCUCUCUCUCUCUCUCUCUCUCGCCCCGUACCCCUCUCUUUCUCCUCAUUGGCUGCACAUCAGCCAGCUCUCUAGGUAGACUCGAGUAAACACUCUAAGAGAACAGAGAGGAGAGGGAAGAUGACAGAGCUGUCAGCACUCUGAGAGAUACAGACUGGUGAGAACACUUGUCAGGGCUGACUGAUAAGGCUCUUCAACGCUGCCUCUGCUUUGGUUUUUCUAGUCUCUGUGUGUGAGGUCUGAAGAGAGAAACACAAAUUUGAUACCUGAGUAGCUGCUACAUCAUCAGAAGCCACAAAGCGAGGGCGUCAUCAUGUGGAUGAAAGGUUUUCUUUUAGGCUGCGUGACUGUGGCCUUACUGCUUCAGCUCUCCAAGGCUGGCCUGGUGAAGAAAGUCAUCCGCCAUCGCAGAGAGGCCCUAGUGCCCAAGAAAACCCAAGAAAACCUCACCCUACCCCACCCAGACCAGCCAGUCGUGUUCAACCACGUCUACAACAUCAAUGUCCCCUCUACGUCCCUCUGCUCCGUGGACCUGGAUUCACCUGGAGGCACUGAGCUCAAACAUAAGAGCGCCCCAGUGGAUAUGCAGAGCAGGGAGCAUAUGGAGCACAUGGUGGAUGGUGACAAUCAGAUCAUUUUCACCCACCGCAUCAGUAUCCCCAAGCAGGCGUGUGGUUGUGACAACCAGCUGCCAGACAUGAAAGACAUCCUGAACAGGCUGGAGAUGCUGGAGUCAGAGCUGUCUAGUCUGAGGGAGCAGUGCAGCAGUGGGGCAGGCUGCUGUGGAGCUCAAAUUACAGGUGAGGUGUCCACAAAGCCUUAUUGUAAUGGCCGUGGGAACUGGAGCACUGAUACCUGCAGUUGUGCAUGUGAACCUGGAUGGAAAGGCUUGAACUGCACUGAACCUGAGUGUCCUAAUGACUGCCAAGACCAGGGUCGCUGUGUAGAUGGCAAGUGUGAAUGCUUUGAGGGCUUUGGUGGGGAUGACUGCAGUAUUCAGCUCUGCUUGCUGGACUGUGGUGACAAUGGCCAUUGUGUCGACGGGUCCUGUCUCUGUGAUGAGGGCUUCAUCGGGGAGGACUGCUCCCAGACCAACUGCCCCAACAACUGUCUGGGCCGUGGACACUGUGUAGAGGAUGAGUGUGUUUGUGACGAGCCAUGGACGGGCUACGACUGCUCUGAACUUAUCUGUCCGAAUGACUGUUAUGACCGCGGACGCUGCAUCAACGGCACCUGCUACUGUGAAGAGGGCUACAGUGGGGAAGACUGCGGCGAUCUCACUUGUCCUGGCAACUGUAACAACCGUGGCACGUGUAUGAAUGGCCAGUGUGUGUGUCAGGCUGGCUACAGUGGAGAAGACUGCUCAAAGCUCACCUGUCCCAAAAACUGCAAUGAAAGAGGCCAUUGCUUCAAUGGAAAGUGCAUCUGUGAUCCAGGAUUUGAAGGUGAAGAUUGCUCUAUCCUGUCAUGCCCUGAGAACUGCAGCAACAAGGGCCAGUGCAUCAAUGGAGAAUGUUUAUGUGACAUAGGAUACCAAGGUGAAGAUUGUAGUGAGCUGUCCUGCCCCAAUAAUUGCCAAGACCGGGGCCAGUGUGUUAAUGGGCAUUGCAUAUGCGACAAGGGUUAUACUGGGGAGGACUGCAGUAUCAAGACUUGUCCCAAAGACUGCAUGGGACAUGGAGAGUGUGUGCAUGGCAAGUGUGUGUGCUUCACAGGCUUCAGAGGUAAUGACUGCAGUGAGAUGACCUGUCCCAAUGACUGCCUGGACCGUGGCCACUGCUUGAACGGACAGUGCGUAUGUAAUAAGGGUUUCACUGGUGAGGACUGCAGUGAGAAGACAUGUCCCAAAAACUGUCUAGACAACGGUUACUGCGUUGAUGGCAACUGUGUGUGUUAUGAGGGUUUCACUGGACCAGACUGCUCCAUACUGACCUGCCCAGGGGACUGCCAGAACCAGGGACGCUGUCAGGACGGUGUGUGUGUCUGUGAUGAUGGCUUCAUCGGAAAGGACUGCUCUGAGGUCUCACCACCCAAGGACCUAACAGUGGUGGAGGUCACCCCAGAGACAGUGGACCUGUCCUGGGAGAAUAAGAUGCGUGUCUCCGAGUACCUGAUCACCUACAUACCCACGGCAGCAGGGGGUCUGGAACUGGACUUGCGGGUGCCUGGGGACCAGAAAGUGGCCACCAUUAAUGAGCUUGAACCUGGAAUUGAGUACCUGAUCAGUGUCUAUGCUGUUCUCAACAACAAGAAGAGUGUCCCAGUCACUGCUAGGGUGGCAACACAUCUUCCUGAGCCAGAGGGACUUAAGUUCAAAUCAGUGCGGGAGACGUCUGUGGAGGUACAGUGGGACCCGCUGGAUGUCCCCUUUGAUGGCUGGAACCUUAUCUUCAGAAACACAAAAGAGGAGGAUGGAGAGAUUCUUAACUCUCUCGGCCGUCCAGAGACCACCUUUGAGCAGUCGGGCCUGGGCCCCGGCCAGGAGUACGAGGUCAAGCUGGAGGUGGUGAAGAACAACAAGCGUGGGCCGCCUGCCUCCAAGAACGUUUUCACAAUGAUUGACGCCCCCAGUCAGGUGGAUGUGCGUGAUGUUACCGACACCACAGCACUCAUGACCUGGUUCCAGCCCGUGGCUGAGGUGGACAAAGUCAGCAUCUCCUAUGGGCCCAGCUCCAGCCCUGCUGACCGCAAGAUAGUGGAGCUCUCCUCCACUGACACCCAGUACCAUGUGGGAGGCCUGACCCCUGACACCCAGUAUGAAGUGUCCCUGACAGCUCACAAGGGAGAAAGGACCAGUAUUCCUGUCCAUGAGUCUUUCCUCACAGACCUGGAUGCCCCCAGAGACUUGCAGGCAGUGGAACUGACAGAUGAAAGCAUCACUCUUGAAUGGAAGAACAGCCAAGCUCAGGUGGACACCUAUCGCAUCAAGUACGGGCCUCUGUCUGGAGGCGAGCACAGAGAGCUGCUCUUCCCCCGAGGACCCAAGGACACCACUCAGGCCAAGAUCACCGGCCUGAGACCUGGCACAGAGUACGGGAUGGGUGUCACAGCAGUGAAAGAUGAGCGGGAGAGUCUGCCUAUGACCACCAACGCAGUGACCGCUCUGGAUGGUCCCAAAGACCUGACUGUUGCAGAGGUGACUGAGACCACUAUGGUGCUGGAGUGGAAGCGCCCCCAGGCCAAACUGGACUCCUACAGACUGGUCUACAUUUCUGCUGAUGGUCACAGAGCUGAGGACGUUUUCCCAGGCAGCAUAGAGUCUUAUACUCUGAAAGGCCUGACACCUGGUAUGCUAUACACCAUCAACAUGACUGCAGAGAGGGGCCGCAGGACCAGUGCGCCGGCUACACUGUCAGCACCUACAGAGGAGGAGAAACCUGUGGUGACCAGCUUCACAGUCAGCGAUGUGUCAUGGGACAGCUUCUUCCUGUCCUGGUCUGCUGAGGAUGGGGCAUUUGAGGCCUUUCUGAUCGAGGUUACCAAUGCAGAGACGGGGACUGAGUGGCAAAACCACACAGUGCCCGCCAAUGCUCGCAGCCUCACCAUCUCUGGCCUCUCCCCCACCACCCGGUACAGGGCUACUUUGUACGGGGUGUACAGGGGGGCUGUCUUAGACCCCGUCUUUACAGAAACCAUCACAGACCUGGGCUCACCCAAGGGCAUUCGCUUCUCUGAUGUCACAGAUACGUCCGCCACCGUUCACUGGGCAGUUCCGAGAGCUCGGGUAGACAGCUACAAAGUCACUUAUGUGCCUGCUCAUGAAGGUAAUGCUAAGACACUGAUAGUAGAUGGCUCUGAGCCUCAGACUGUGCUGCCCAACCUGACACCUGGGGUCAUCUAUGAGGUCACUGUUGUUGCCAUCAAGGGUCAAAGGGAGAGCAAGCCUGGAUCUGACAGUGUCACCACAGCUCUGGAUAAGCCUCGUGGGCUGACUGCUGUCAACAUCACAGACACUGAAGCUCUGCUGCUCUGGCAGCCCACCAUCGCUACUGUAGACGGCUACGUCAUCACCUACAGUGCAGACUCAGUGGCUCCUGUGAUGGAGCGUGUGUCAGGAAACGUGGUGGAGUUUGAGAUGAGCUCCCUGAUGCCGGCAACACACUACACUGUGAAAGUAUAUGCUGUGAGGGACUUGUCCAAGAGCACAGCCACUACAACUGAGUUUACCACUGAUGUGGAUGCCCCUCAGGAUCUGGUAGCCAGUAAUAUCCAGACAGAGAACGCUCUGUUGACCUGGAAGCCACCUCGCGCUGACAUCACUGGAUACAUCCUCAGCUUCACGUCUGCAGACGGCACCAUCCGGGAGGUGGUCCUGAGUCCCACUGCUGUGUCAUACAACAUGGCUCAGCUCAGCGCCUCCACAGAAUAUUCAGUCAAGCUGCAGGCCAUCGCUGGUCCCAAGAGAAGCCGAGUCAUCACUACUGUCUUCACCACCACUGGUGUGCUGUACAGACACCCCAGAGACUGCUCCCAGGCCCUGCUGAAUGGCGACACCUCUUCAGGUCUGUACACCAUCUAUCUGGGAGGAGAUGAAAGUCAGCCCCUCCAGGUCUACUGCGACAUGAGCACGGAUGGAGGUGGAUGGAUUGUUUUCCUCAGACGCCAGAGCGGUAAACUGGAGUUUUUCCGCAACUGGAAAAAUUAUACAGCUGGCUUUGGGGACUUGAAUGAUGAGUUCUGGCUGGGUCUGUCCAACCUGCAUAAGAUAACAGCUGGAGGUCAGUAUGAGCUGCGGGUUGACCUGAGAGACAAGGGAGAAACAGCCUACGCUCAGUACGACAAGUUCUCUGUCUCUGAACCACGAACCCGCUACAAAGUCCAUGUAGGAGGAUACAGUGGAACAGCAGGUGACUCUAUGACCUACCACCAUGGUCGCCCAUUCUCCACUUAUGACCAUGACAAUGAUAUCGCUGUCACCAACUGUGCCCUGUCCUAUAAGGGAGCCUUCUGGUAUAAAAACUGCCACCGUGUCAACCUCAUGGGACGAUAUGGAGAUAACAGUCACAGCAAGGGAGUGAACUGGUUCCACUGGAAAGGCCACGAGCACUCAAUUCAGUUUGCUGAGAUGAAGAUCAGACCUUCCAACUUCAGAAACCUGGAGGGAAGGAGGAAACGAUCAUAAAUGAUUUGGAAAUCUCCACCACCUACAACAACAGUACUCUGUCUGGACCCCCAGCUCAACUCACACACCCACCUACCCAGCAGCAACCAAAGCCAAGAGCCCUGCUGCUCCCGCCCUCACAGAUGAGCCUCAACCCCCCACCCCCCCAACCUGGGGAUAUGGUUGUGGAAAACCUGCCAGUGAUGAAACUGAUAUGCAUGUUACAAACUGGACUUAAAUCAAGCCCACACAGAUUCUAAUCACGCACCAAAGAGAGCAAAACAACUCCAUCUCACCUGAUUCUGACCCUGUCUCUAGUGUUACAGCAGCUGCGGAGGACAUGAGAGCAGCUUGGACAUUAUGUUGUGUACAGGAGUUAAUACAGUCUCCUCUUUCAUAUCCAAGCAACUUUUGGGGUAUUACAGAAAGGAUAGGCUGUUUAUAGUACAAUGUGGUCUUGUUUAAGUUCAGGAUCUGUUAAUACAAUGAUAAUUCAACUGGAGUAUCAUAGAGAUUCUGUUCCUUGUACAGUAUUGUACAUGUAUACAGUACUGAUUUAAACAGUUGAAAAGGGAUAUUCCUCAGCUGGCACGUCAGGUAUCUAUCUUGCCAUUUGUUUGUCUUUGUGCAACUUGUCUCAGUGUCACUUCAUCCUCCCCAGAGUCCCUCAUCUCCCAGAGCACAAGCCAUCAUCUGAAAUGAUAGAGAUGGAAAUGAAAAGAGAAAUAAGCUAAUUGGCAGAGUAUUAAACUGUCCACAUCUCAUGUCCACAUGACUGUCAGCAUUUCCAUUCAUUAUGUGAGCCCCUGAAGGCAUCAUGCUUCAGCGACAGUAUUGUGUUUUAAAAAGUAAAGUGUUUCAAUUAGUUUUGUUUCCCUUAUGAAUGAAUCUGAGGCAGGACCUGUAACUCAGUAUAAAAUGAAAUGCAGUGAUUUUUUUUUCUUUUUGCAAAAUGUGAAUAUAGUACAUGUGGAACAACAGAUUGUUAUGUGACAUUGAUGCUUGAAUUAAAAUUAACCAGUUCCAAUUAAAGUCCGGUUGACAUAGUAAGAUCUCUAUCCUUACAUUGAAGAAAAUAAUGUUUGGCAAGGUUAAAACUAGUUACAGUUUCUACCCCCAACUCCCCACCCCCUGCUAAGGCAGGAUACUAAACCACUGACCUUCAAAAGAAUGCCUGUGUAAAUUGUUUUUAUUGAUUUGUUUGUUUAUAACUGGGUGUCCAUCUGGUGUUUCUUUGUAAACUGUAUUACAAUAAAACACUUUGU